Messenger RNA from Mytilinidion resinicola, 2385 nucleotides. RefSeq lists its product as uncharacterized. The coding region runs from base 1 to 2385 and encodes 794 amino acids. The transcript is spliced from 3 exons. Lineage: Eukaryota; Fungi; Ascomycota; Dothideomycetes; Mytilinidiales; Mytilinidiaceae. Gene Ontology annotation, molecular function: protein binding. The record is from RefSeq and is a predicted model, not a curated record.
AUGACGAGGCGGACCCUCGGCGAAGAACAUCCUUCCACCGUAUCCGCUACGAAUAAUCCCGCAAAUACGUUUGAACAUCAGGGGCAGAUCAAUGGAGCAGUGGCAACGGCAGCGGCACGCACGAACAAGAUCUUGUCAGUGAACCCUGUGAAGAGAGAUACGGCCUCCAGUCGGCCCAGGGGAGGAGAGAAGCUGUCACUCAACCAAGAGCAAAAAAGGAUGUUAUUGGAUUCCUUGAGAUUCGACCAAAUCGAUGCGCGCCAAAUGACCAUCAAGAAUGCCCACGCCAAGACAUGUAAAUGGCUGGUAAAAAGUCCCGAAUACGUCAACUGGCUCGAUGCCGCUAAGCUGGACAAGCACCACGGCUUCUUGUGGAUUAAAGGGAAGCCUGGAACAGGAAAGUCAACAUUGAUCAAAUUUGCCCUUGCCAAUACCCGCAAGAUGAUGAAGGAUAGGAUUAUGAUCUCAUUCUUCUUCAAUGCGUUAGGCGAAGGUCUGGAGAAGUCAACAGUUGGAACAUAUCAGUCGCUCUUACUGCAACUCCUCGAACGAAUUCCAGCGCUUCAGUGCGUCUUUGACUUGCUUGACCUCUCAAAGUCAAGCACCAGCGAACACCAAUGGAGCGUCGAAUCAUUGAAAACCCUGUUUGAGCAAGCCAUACAAAGUCUGGGAGAGUCCUCUGUGGUAUGUUUUAUCGACGCCUUAGAUGAAUGUGAGGAACGUCAGAUCCGGGACAUGCUAUCAUUUUUGGAACAUGUUAGCGAGCUCGCCAUAUCAGCCGGUAUCGAAUUCCGAGUCUGCUUUUCAAGCAGACACUAUCCGCAUAUUACAAUCCGGAAAAGCUUGGAUCUAGUGCUGGAAGGACAAGAAGGACAUAGUCAGGAUAUAAUCAACUACCUGGAUAGCGAGUUGAAGAUUGGACAUAGUAAGGCCGCUGAGCAAGUCCGAACAGAACUUCAAGAGAAAGCGUCGGGGAUUUUCAUGUGGGUUAUUCUCGUGGUAGGGAUACUGAAUAAAGAAUACGACAUUGGCCGCAUACAUGCGCUUCGGCGAAGACUCGAUGAGAUUCCUAGCGACCUCCACGAGCUGUUCCACGAUAUUCUGACACGCGACUCCAACAAUAGAGACGAGCUGGUUUUAUGUGUUCAGUGGGUUCUCUUCUCGACGCAACCGUUAAGUCCAGAGCAGUUAUACUUUGCUAUUCUUUCUGGAGUUGAGCCCGAGACCCUAUCAAGGUGGGAUCAUGAAGAGAUCACAAGAGACGUUAUUGAAAGAUUCAUCCUCAAUUCCUCUAAAGGACUCGCCGAAAUCACGAAAUCGAAAAGUCAGAAAGUCCGGUUCAUUCAUGAAUCAAUAAAGGACUUUCUCCUAAAAGAAAACGGGCUUGGAAACAUUUGGCCUGCGCUUGGAAUAAAUUUCCAAGGUCAAAGUCAUGAGCAGUUGAAGAAGUGCUGCCUCAACUACAUGGACAUCGACGCUUUCACCCUCCUGAAGCUCCCCGAGAGUCUUCCAAAAGCUUCAUCGCGGGAAGCUGUAGACUACCGCCAAUCUGCUGCUAGUGAAUUCCCCUUCCUGGAUUAUGCCGUACGCAAUGUGCUAUACCAUGCAGAUGUGGCAGCAGGAAGUGGUAUCGCUCAAAAAGGUUUCAUUCAAACCUUCCGGCUAGCCGAUUGGAUCAAGCUCGACAAUCUAUUCAAAAAAAACGAAGUACGCAGGCAUACACAAGAGGUGAGUCUUUUGUAUGUCUUGGCGGAAGGGAACAUGUCAAACCUCAUCAAAGUUCAUCCAUCUAUCCUAUCGUGGCUUGAAGUGGGAAACGAGCGUUACGGUCCUCCCUUGUUCGCAGCCCUUGCGACCGGGAGUGAAGAAGCCGUAAUAACGUUUCUGCAGGCUCAUAUAUUGAAUCAGCCCCCGGGCACACGGCUUCACAAUCUCUAUGGCCAGUACCUUCAGGAUGAAGGUAGACAGGGUAAAUUUAAACGGGACUUCAAAUUUUCAAACAGGAGGACAGUACCUUCAUAUUUAGCAGAGCAUGGUGACAAAGUUUUACUCGCUUUCCUGUUUGAAACAGGCGAGGUCGACGUCAAUUUCAAGGAUCAGGACGGACGGACGCCGCUAUCGCGGGCGGCAGGAAAAGGGCACGACGUCGUAGUUAAGCUGCUGCUCGAGAUAGGCAAGUUUGACGUCGACUUCAAGGAUAAUACUGGCCGGACGCCGCUCUUAUGGGCGAAAAGGGCACGACAUAGGCAAGCCGUUGUUAAGCUGCUGCUCGAGACAGGCAAGGUCGAUGUCGACUCCAAGGAUAAGGACGGAGGGACGCCGCUUUCGUGGGCGGUAAGGAAUGGGCAUGAGACCGUCGUUAAGCUGCUACAACUCGCACUCUAG